Messenger RNA from Caenorhabditis remanei, 216 nucleotides. RefSeq lists its product as uncharacterized. NCBI's taxonomy places the organism in Eukaryota, Metazoa, Nematoda, Chromadorea, Rhabditida, Rhabditidae. The record is from RefSeq and is a predicted model, not a curated record. The coding region runs from base 1 to 216 and encodes 71 amino acids. The transcript has a single exon.
AUGGAAGUUUACAAAUAUUGGAAGCUCUUGUUUGUGGUGUCGCCAGAGGAAGAUGAGGUUCCGGCUUGGGAUGAAGCGGCUUCCCGAGCAGCCACGGAAAGCGCAGCGAUUUCCUCGGAUGGGUCGAUAAUUGGAGAGCAUCCACGUUCGACCAUGACUGGUCCAGAAGGAGCCGGUGGUGGUGCAGGACCAGCGACAUCUACAAUAAACAUAUAA